AUGGCGGCCAGACCUGAGCAAGAGCUGGGCCGGGCGCGCUUCGUCUAUGUGACUCGCUUCGGCUCACACCAGUGUGGCAGCGUCCUGCAGUUCGACGGCCGCCGGGCGCGAGGCCGUUGGGGCCUGGGGCACGGGACCCGCUGCAGUCCCAAGAAGCAGCGGGAAUCGGAGGCGGGGGCCCCGGGCGGCCAGGAGCUGUGCUUGGUCCCAGAGCUGCCCCCUGGCGUCGGUCCCUCGGCCCCCGAGGCCGCCUUCGCCGCCGCUGCGGCCUCUGCUUCCCCGCAAUUGAAGGCGUCGAGGGCACAGAGCGGCCCCUGGCGAGCAGCGCGUGCAGGUGGUGCAGCUGGAUGGGACUGGGCGGGGGUGCGGGGUGGAGACGGAAGCCUGGGCUAG
Messenger RNA from Orycteropus afer afer, 393 nucleotides. NCBI's taxonomy places the organism in Eukaryota, Metazoa, Chordata, Mammalia, Tubulidentata, Orycteropodidae. The record is from RefSeq and is a predicted model, not a curated record.